AUGAACGACAAUAUGGAAGAAUCGUACUCGAUGUACCCAGCUACUUCAUCAACUCAACCACCUCCACAGGGCAAUAUGAGAAUGCCAAUUUAUCAGAAUCCGAUCCCUAUGUACGGGUACCCGCAGUCUCCUUAUAUAUAUGCCACACAAACUCCAAACUACCAUUACAAGAUGAUGAACUCGAACCAGUCCAUCCCCUAUCAAGGCAAUGCAGGCAUACCCCACCAGAAUCAUGCGAACGGUGGAAUGAAGAAGAAAUGGAACAGCAACAAUAAUACUGGGAACUACUUAGGAGGUACUGGAAGCACAGCCAUGAAUCCUGCCAAGUCACAGCCAUACUACCCAAACCAAAACUACUAUUCCAACCAUUUAGCCAUGAAUGCAGGCCAAAACGUGUCUGGUUCUAAUAGUAAUAAAACUAGCACCCCUACUGUCUCGUACGACCCUUACAAAUUUGAUGUCUCCAAAACCAAGGCAAAGAUGUCAACGGAUAUCAACAAAUGCUUCCCGCUGUUUAUCAACACUGAUGCAAAAGAAUUCGCUGAGGCAAGAGCGAAAACACAUAACAUAAGACUGGAAAAGGCCAAAACUGUACAAUAUAUCACCGUCCCAUCGACUAAGACAGAGGAAAAUAAACAGGCAUCAAAUGACGUAAGUAUCGAGAAAAGCGUGAAGACUUCCAAGACUGAAGGCACUACAGAGCCAAAACCAGCGGAAGUCGAGAAGCCCACACCCAAGAUCACUACAUCCGAUAAAACAAAGAAAACAGCAGACGUAACUGUAGAUGACGUGCAAUCUCUUCCUACUGUGAAGAAGUCGCCUAAGGAGGAAACACCUAAACACUUGAAGGCCGUUGAGGAUGGACAGACACAACCUCCCAAGGUAUCAACAUUGAAGAAAGAUGACGAGAAAAAGAAGGCAAAGGCGUCAUCGGUAAAUUCUACACCUGAAAGUCCAGUUUCAGUCACCCCAACAGAAACACCUGCCAGCGCGGAUGCACCUUUGUCAGGCACAAGCUCUGCUUCCGUGUCCACUAUGAAUAAGACCCCUGCUCGGUCGUGGUCUGCUGUAGCAUCGUCAUCUGUACCAAAGGGUAAACCAGUCACAUUGAGUAGCCACAAAUCACUACAUUCUCGUACCUCAUCUCAAACUCCACCGGCUGUCCAUUUACCACAAAAGAAGGACAAGAAAUAUGUGCCUCCCUCCACGAAAGGGUCUGAACCGUUAGGGGCUCUUGCAUUGAGAAUGUGUUUUGACCCGGACUACGUAAAUUACUUUUUGAGUAAGAGCAUCGACAUGCGUACCAAUCUACCUGUGAAGAGUAUCAUACCUAGGGGUAUUGUCAACACAGCCAAUAUUUGCUUCAUGAGUUCUGUUCUUCAAGUGUUGCUGCACUGUAAGCCGUUCGUUGACAUUUUGAAUGUAUUAAGCACCAGGAAUCCUAACUCUAAGACGGGUGCCAUGUCAUGCAAACUUACCGAUGCUCUCACCACCUUAUACAGUGAAUUUGACCGUGAGAACUUUGAGGAGGAGAAAAGAGAAAUAGAGGCAAAGACCAAACCGGCUGUCCCCACGGGCGGGAAGAUUCCAUACGCUGCUGUGUCCGAUGCGAUCAAACCGGACAGCUUUUACAUGAUUUUGUCUAAGAUCCCCAAGUUUAAAGAUCUGCAAUGGGGCCACCAGGAGGAUGCUGAAGAGUUUUUGACUCAUCUGUUGGAUCAACUGGAGGAAGAGUUACUGGCCGCGAUUGAGUGUCUAUCUGAAAAUGAGAUUCAGAACAUCCUACAGAGUAUCAACGAUGAGAACUUGAAGAUUUUUUUCAUUCGGAACUUGGCUCGUUAUAAGAAUGCGGAUUUUAUGAAGAACAUAUCCUUUUCUUUGAAGAGUUUGAUUGAAAGGUACGGCACGAUCAACGAUGACGAGAACGACGAGAACGACGGCGAUGGAUGGCAUGAGGUUAGUUCUACGAGUAAGAAAGGUAAGAAAACCAAGAUGGCUGCGAAGAGAACUGUUGAAGUGGUUCCAUCGCCGAUUUCCAGUUUGUUUGGAGGGCAGUUUAGGUCCGUGUUAGACAUACCGAACAACAAGGAAUCACAGUCGAUUACUUUAGAUCCCUUCCAAACGAUCCAGUUGGACAUUUCCGAUGAGGAGGUCAACGAUUUGGAGAGUGCGUUCAAGAAAUUCAGCGAGUUUGAGUUUUUGCCCUUCAAAGGUUCGAACGGUCAAGACGUCCAAGCUAAGAAACAAACUUUCAUUGAUAAAUUACCUCAGGUGCUGUUAAUCCAGCUGAAGAGGUUUUCGUUUGUGAACAACACUGAACAAGACAAGACGAUGGCGAACUACAACUCGUACAAUGGCCGCAUUGAGAAGAUCAGAAAGAGGAUAGACUACCAACACCAGUUGACAAUCCCUGUGGAGUCUGUGUCGCAGCACUUGGGCAAGGGGAAAGAAUCCGGAGAGACGCUACGAAUUGACCGGUGUGAUAUACCACCACGGUGUGAGCUCGAACGGCGGGCAUUACACCGCGGACGUUUUCCACAAGGAGGGGAACACAUGGUACAGAAUCGACGAUGUGGCCAUUACGAAGCUGGACUCUGCCGAUGUGUUAGCGGACGACGAAAAUGGGAUCGGUUCCCGGACAGCAUACAUCCUCAUGUACCAAAAAACCGAGUAAACGCCGGGGGGGGGAGAUGA
This is a messenger RNA of Huiozyma naganishii CBS 8797, 2694 nucleotides long. It is a transcript of the gene UBP3, whose product is annotated as mRNA-binding ubiquitin-specific protease UBP3. Gene Ontology annotation, biological process: protein deubiquitination. The record is from RefSeq and is a predicted model, not a curated record. Gene Ontology annotation, cellular component: nucleus; cytosol. The transcript has a single exon. NCBI's taxonomy places the organism in Eukaryota, Fungi, Ascomycota, Saccharomycetes, Saccharomycetales, Saccharomycetaceae. Gene Ontology annotation, molecular function: cysteine-type endopeptidase activity; cysteine-type deubiquitinase activity. The coding region runs from base 1 to 2694 and encodes 897 amino acids.